Momordica charantia (bitter melon) is the source of this 1173-nucleotide messenger RNA. RefSeq lists its product as uncharacterized. Gene Ontology annotation, cellular component: chloroplast. Lineage: Eukaryota; Viridiplantae; Streptophyta; Magnoliopsida; Cucurbitales; Cucurbitaceae. The record is from RefSeq and is a predicted model, not a curated record.
UUUCAAAAACUAAAAUAUACAUUUCUUAAACCUCCUCUUUAUUUGGAUGAAUAUUCCUAUAAAUGGAAAAACUUGACAUUUGACUUUGUGUGGACCAGUAAUCCAUACCCUACGCCAUCAAGAUCGCGACCACGUGUCAUUACUCGACUGCCACGUCAGCUCCCAAGAUUCUCCAGCUGACACGUCAGGCGGUGCCCCAUCCCCAUUUCCGGCCGGCGCCGCCCUUCUCUCUCCACAAAAUUUUCUAUAUUACAAACUCUCUUCAGAGCAUAAGCCCAUUAUUUCAUAUCACCACCAAAACCCAACCAUGGAAGUCUCUUCUGUAUUUCAAUUAAGACCACCACCACCACCCUCUUCCCACCGCCCCUCCGCCGUCAAAUUCAGGCCAACUUCAGCCAUCUCCCCUGCGUGGCGCCGUCGGGGUACAGCGUCGAGAUGUGUUAGCCAGGGUGGAUGGGGUUCUGGGGCGGAGCUAGAGAGAGAAGUGGCUGCGGAGGGAGAGGAGUGGCUGAAGCUGGGGAGGCUGAAGGAGAAGUGCGGCGGCGGAAAGGGAGUGGUGGAGCUGCUUGAAUGUUUGGAAAUGGAAGCCAUUAUGGGGGAAGAUGAGGGCAGAGAUCCCAUAGAUUAUGAUCGGAGGGCCAAGAUUUUCAGUACCAGUUCUAAAGUUUUUCAAGCUCUAAAGCAACAAAAUUCUGAUGGAUCAAUCUAAAGUUCUAAACAAACAGAGAUGAACAAGAAGCAUGAACAUGUUCAUAUCAAAUCUUUUAUUCAGACUUACCAAAUCCAACUUAUUUGACAUCACGAGUUCUUAUUAUUUAUUUCCCACCUCGGCUUCUGCUUUCUUCUCCUCCUCCCAAAGCUUCCUCUUCAACCAGUCAAAUGGCUGCAAGCUUUUCAGUUUCAACCACAGAAGAAAAGUAAAACCAAUUAUAUAAUCUUGAUGAACAGACACAAGAGAAGACUUUUAACCUGUACAAGCCAUAGAGCAGUGGCUGUUCCUGCAACACUCCAUAACACAGCAGCUUCCAUGUUGGUGGGAUGCAGGCGGUCUCUCAGCUUUGGGCUGAGGAACUUCGGCAAUCCCUUUUUACCUGUCAUCAUUUUUCUUUUCUGUGUUUUCAUUCUGUUAAGGAGCCAUACUUGUACCAAUUUUAAUGACACGAAUUUUCUGUU